Molecule: messenger RNA, 1985 nt
Organism: Pseudonaja textilis
Lineage: Eukaryota; Metazoa; Chordata; Lepidosauria; Squamata; Elapidae
Product: kelch-like protein 11
Molecular function (GO): protein binding
Source: RefSeq, a predicted model, not a curated record
ACGGGAAAAGUGUUCGAAACGAUUGAGAAGCCAAGAUGGCGGCAGCUGGAGGUAGCGGCGAUUUGGACGCAGGAGGCUACGGCGACGCAGAUGUCGACCUCCCGGGCCUGGAGGGCGAGGCGGGGCCAGACUCAGAGCCUGACUCGGAGGUGUUUUCGUGUGUGGCCCACUGCUCCGACCUCGCCCGCCGCCAGAACGAACAGCGGCGGUUAGGCCUCUUCUGUGACGUCACGUUAGCCUUCAGUGGCGGCAGCAAUGAGGAGGAGGAGGAGGAGAGGGGAGUGGGCGGGGCCUUCCGCGGCUCCGACCCCCCGCCGCGAGAGUUCCGGGCUCACCGCUCCGUCCUGGCAGCAGCCACCGAAUACUUCGCUCCUCUCCUCCUGGGCGACUUUGCGGAGUCCCGCUCGGGGCGGGUAGAGUUACGGAAAUGGAGUUCGGGAGCGGGACCAGACCCGGAGACGAUCGAGGCGGUCAUCAGCUUCAUGUACACGGGGAGCAUUCGCGUCAGUCCUGGCAACGUGCACGAGGUUCUGGAGUUGGCCGACAGGUUCCUACUAAUACGUCUAAAAGAGGUUUGUGGGGAAUUCCUCAAGAAAAAACUGAGUCUCUCCAACUCUGUCGCCAUUCACAGCUUAGCUCAUAUGUACUCUUUGAACCAGCUGGCUUUAAAAGCUGCCGAGAUGAUCAGGAGGAACUUCUCCAAAGUCAUUGAAGAUGACGAAUUCUAUACUUUGCCAUUUCAUCUUAUUAGGGACUGGCUUUCAGAUUCAGAAAUCACAGUGGAUUCAGAAGAGAUUCUCUUUGAGAUGCUGUUAAAGUGGGUCCAGAGAAAUCCUGAUGAAAGAGAAAAGUAUUUUGCAGAGCUCUUUAAGCUUCUCCGACUAUCACAAAUUAAGCCAACCUAUUUGAUUCAGCAUGUUAAAUCUGAAAAGCUGGUGUCAAGCAACGAAGCAUGCCUCAAACUUGUGUUGGGAGCAGUGGAGAGCCAUGCUCUCAAGGUUGAGAAUUUUCAGUUGGAUACACAAGUUAAUUCCUCCAUCUCAUCUCAGCCUCGCUUUGGCCAAAAUAUGGACGUUAUCAUGGUCAUUGGUGGUGUGUCUGAGGGAAGUGAUUACUUGAGUGAGUGUGUGGGGUACUUUAUUGAUGAAGAUAGAUGGGUGAAUUUACCGCACAUACACAAUCAUCUUGACGGGCAUGCUGUGGUAGUAACCAAAUCCUAUCUUUAUGUGGCAGGUUCCAUGGAGCCUAGCUUUGCCAAGACCAUGGAAAGGUAUAACCCAGUUAGAAAUGUUUGGGAGCAGGUUUCCAAUCUGAUAACCAGAAAGCAUUCUUUUGGACUUAUUGAGGUAAAGGGAAACCUGUACAGCAUUGGUGGCCAUGGGAACUUUAUUUCUGGGUUUAAAGAUGUAGCUGUCUACAACCCUGAUCAAGAUAAGUGGCACAACUUGGAGUCUGCCCCAAAGAUACUCCGGGAUGUUAAAGUGAUCACAAUAGACAACAGAUUUGUUUACAUGGCAGCUCGCACACCAGUUGACGGAGAUAAUGAAGAUGGCUUAAGGUCUGUCAUUAUUCGCUAUGAUGCAGACACACAACAGUGGCGAGAUUGUGAGUCUCUGCCACUCCUUGAUAACUAUUGCUGCUUCCAAAUGGUUGUGGGGAACACCAACUUUUACCACACCGCUUCGUGUUGUCCUAGGAGCUAUCCUCUAGACCACGAAGAAGCCAAAAGAAAAAUCUCUAAUCCAAUAUCUAAUGACAUUCUGGAAAGCUUACCACCAGAGGUUCUUGGCAUUGAAGGGGCGGCUAUUUGCUAUUACAAAGAUGAUAUCUUCAUCAUAGGUGGAUGGAAGAACAGUGAUGAUACUGAUAAACAGUACAGAAAAGAGGCCUACCGCUACUGUGCUGAGAAGAAGCGUUGGCUGUUACUUCCUCCUAUGCCUCAGCCUCGCUGCCGUGCUACAGCCUGUCAUGUGAGAAUCCCCUUU